Molecule: messenger RNA, 4495 nt
Organism: Thalassophryne amazonica
Lineage: Eukaryota; Metazoa; Chordata; Actinopteri; Batrachoidiformes; Batrachoididae
Gene: nectin3a
Product: nectin cell adhesion molecule 3a
Exons: 6
Coding region: 38-1696 (552 amino acids)
Biological process (GO): heterophilic cell-cell adhesion; homophilic cell-cell adhesion
Cellular component (GO): adherens junction; apical junction complex
Source: RefSeq, a predicted model, not a curated record
GAGCGGAGCUCGGAGGAGAAAAGGAGCUCACAGAAUCAUGGAGGAAAGACCGACUCUCAGGAAGACUUUUCCAUCUGGCGGACUGCGUCUUUUAACGUCGUUGCUCGCCUUGUACGGACUUACGUCAGGUGUAAGCAGUAAUCAGGUGGUUGUUCCUGACAAAGUGAAUGCAGUGCUGGGGAAGAACAUUACACUUGGCUGCAAAAUCAACGUGGGCUCCAAUCUCAGUCUCACACAGAGCUCCUGGGAACGUCGUCUUCCUUCAGGCACAAUCACCUUGGCGGUUUUCAACCCAGAGUUUGGAACAUCUGUCUCCCAAGACUAUGCCAGGCGCAUUUCAUUUGUUUCACCUUCAGUGCGUGAUGCCACCAUUAUGCUUGAAGGAGUUGGCUUUGCUGAUGUUGGGUUCUACACUUGCAAAGUGGCAACGUUUCCUCUGGGCAACACACAAGCAUCAACCACCGUGAAUGUAUUAGUGGAACCUAAGGUCUAUGUGUCUGCGGGCCCCACUGCUCUGCUGGAUGGUGGGAAUGAAUCACUCGUAGCCACCUGCAUAGCAGAACGCGGCCGUCCUGCAGGCGAUGUUUUCUGGGAGACAGAGCUGUAUGGACGAAGUGAGAUGCAAACUCAGGAAGAGCCCAAUGGAACCACCACCAUACAUGUUCGCUACAUCUGGCAACCCCAGAGCUACGCCCAGGGAAAAACACUUACCUGUGUAGUGCGCCACCCAGCCUUACAAACAGAUUUUCGCAUACCCUACGUAUUGAACAUUCAUUUUGCACCAGUGGUAUCUAUUGUCGAAGAUGAUAAGAACUGGUAUGUGGGACAAAAUAAUGUGAAGUUCAGCUGUGGUGCCAAAGCCAAUCCACCUCCACAUCACUUCACGUGGAUCAGGUUAGAUGGCUUAAUGCCUGAUGGAGUUGAUAUCAAAAACAACAGCUUUGUUUUCACUCGACCAUUGGAGCGCAAUGACUCUGGAGUAUACCGUUGUGAAGUGAUGAAUGAUAUUGGUCUCCGCAGUCAAGAUGUACAUCUUUGGGUUCAAGAUCCUCCACCCACUACAGCUGCCCCCAGUACCACAGCCUCCAUCCUCCACAACACCGCUGGCACUACUGCAGGCCGGCGGAAAGCUUUAUUCACCUCCCCGACUUUGGCCUCCUUACCUGACAGCAGCCUCGGUACCAUAGUUGGUGGAGCAGUUGGCGGAGUUUUGUUCUUGCUCCUCCUGCUGAUUCUGGGUGGGGUCUGCUUCAUGCGCCAACGAAGAACCUUCAGGGGAGAUUAUUACACCAAGCAGUACCUGGGACCCUCCGACAUGCAAAAGGAGUCUCAACUGGAUGUGCUACAGCCUCAUGAGCUGCAGGAGGUCUAUGGAGACAAGACCAGCAAAGGUAGCCAGGAGCUGAAGCCCAAAUUGGGCGGAGACAUCAUAUACCCUGACUAUAACACCGAACACAAGGACAGGGACGACUGGGCCAACAGGGGUGAUGUCCACAUGGGCCUCACAGAGGGAAACUACUACCCUGAUCAUUACAAUACCCAAAACAUGCACCCCUGUGGGCCUCCGGUGCACAGUCCAGUUGUGAACAACGGUUCCCCAUACCUUCCAGAAGAUUGCUAUGACAAUGGCACAGACAGCGAUUAUGUGUCCCACAUGGAUGGAUCUGUGAUUUCACGCAGGGAAUGGUAUGUUUGAGGAAGAGACUUUACCAUAAAUGACUGAGAGUAAUUUAACAAGUGUCAGAUAUAAAUAUCACUCAAGGUUAUGUCAUUUUAGUUCAAGAUGAAAAAUAUUUUUUGGAUGUUUUACAAUGAGCUUGUUGAACAAUAUUGCUCUGCUUUUGAUUGUAACCACUUACCUUAAGGACGUGUACAUGGAUUGUUUUUAUAAUUUUAUCAUAUUUGAAGAAGCUGUAAGCCAGAAUGUCUGAAAAGUCACAUGUUCAAUCCCUUGUUAUUGAAUCUUUUCUAUCUGAGCUCUGCACCCACAUGCUGCAUCUUCAGAAAGUCUCACAACUAGUGUGAUGCCUAAUGUUUUCAUAAAGGUGAAAUAUUUACCAUCGCUGUAACCUGUAUUUAAACCAUAUGAUAUUGCAUGAUUAAUAAACACAAUAUAGUAUUAAGUGAAAGGGAAGGUUAUUCAUUCACAUGAUUAAAAGGGAGAGUAUGAGGCAUUUACAUGUGGGGACGAAAGUUAUGCUUACUGACAGAAACAUGUCACAAAAUCCCUCUGCCCCUUUUAAACCUUUAUUGAAGUCAAUGCUUGUGAAUACUUACUGCAUAUUAUGUGUAAAUCAUUAAUGAAAUGGCUAACCCACAGCAGAUGUCACUCCCUUUAGAGGUACUUUUACUUAAUCAUAGGAUGACAAUAUGUAUUUGUUUAACUAAAUGCAUGUGUUCCAGUGUGUUAAUGCAAUCUUAUUUAUGAUGUAAAACAGAAAAUCAAUAACAUGAUAGCUGCUACCAUCAAAACAAGCCAAUCAAGUCAUGGCACUAUUCAAGUGACUAUGAUAACAGGCUACACCGGUGUCAUUUUCCAUUUUUCCUGUCAGUACCCUCUGAUGUGGUAAUUAUUUAUUUCAAAUGUAGGAUGGAAGUUUGCUUUGUCAGUAUUUCCAUAUGUAACCAUCAUGGCUGCCAUGAUGUGACAUAACGUGGCUUCAUGUAGUUUUCAGUGUUCGUACUCUAAACUUCUGAGUCAUUAUUCACAACUGCAAAUAAGCAAAAUGUUUGCCAAAAAAAAAAAAAAUGCGGUUGAAAGAGCACAGAAAAGGAGCCGUCAGCGAAUACUGCACAAGACGGAAACAUUGUGAGCAGCUGACGUCACUACUGAUUAAAGGACAAGCAAAUGUUGAGGUUUGGCUCCUCAGCAACAGUGAUCAUGGAAACUGGAAAUGUAAUACCGGAAUGAAAAAAAAUUGGUUUAAGAACCAUCGAAGUCAGAGCUGACUGUGUAAUCGAUCCCCAGGGGUAUUUCUUUGAUUCCCCCCCGCAAACGAACAGUCACAUUAAGUUGAAACAAAAGAGGUGACCUCAUCAGUGAUCUCAUCUCUCAUUGCUUCCUUUGACCUUGAACUUUCCAGUUAGCAUGGACUUUUUAUUGUUGUUUUUGUUGGUGAUGAUGUUGGUUUGGGGGAGUGCCCCCCUCAGGAAUGGUGCAUGAAUAAGUGACCUCUGCCAAGCCUUACAUGAAAGGGAAAACACACCCUUUCUGGACAGAUCCCCAUAUAGUCAAUCAGGGUGUUUUUGGCCUGAGGAAGAAACCAUGGGUGUCUGUUAUGAUUAUAGCUGGAUGGUGGGGGUUGUAUAUAGUUUGAGGGCUUUCUUAUUGGGGUUUUAUAGAUUUUGGGUUUUUUCCUCCACCCUUAUUUUCUCAUACGGCCCCGCCAGAGCUUUGGGUGAAGGUUUAGAUGUCUGAGAAUAAACUACUUUAAUGUCUUUUACUCAUACUCACACAAAUGCACAUCUGCUACUCCCGCUGCUACCGACCACAUUCAAAGCACAGUCCUCACCUCAAACCUCCAGCUUUUUAAUUAACUUUUUUUUUUCUUGGUACUUUGGCAAGUGUUCUAACUCAGUCACACAUUUUCUGCAUGGGCACAUUUUUAUAUGGAUCACUGAUAGCCAUCAACUUGUUUUAUACUUGGCAAAGAAAAUCUACACAAACUGCUGUCUUUGCUUCUGCUCUAAAAGCCAGGAAGGGGGGGGUGCAUCUACUCAUCAGUCUGUUUAUUCUCAGACAACUCUGACGAGCAAAAUGAGCUGAAGUGAAUGUUUUAGUUUUGUAAAGUUAUUUAGUCUUUUGUUAACAGCUGUUUAAUACAAAUUAAGUUAUUCCUUAGCUUCAUUAUUUCUCCUUGCUUCACGUCUAACAUGUACAUAAUGCUAACAGCCGAGGUUAUGAUGAGCCGUUCUGUCAGAAGUCCUUUGUUUUGUAUGUUCAUGUACAGUAUGUUCUGAAUAGCUGGUGCCUUACAUUGGCUUUGAAAUGCACAGGCUGUGGAAAGGAAGAUAUAACUGGGCUGUUAAUGUCUUCCAUCUUGAUAUUUAAAUAUUUUGUCAAAAACAUUCAGAUGGACAAAGGGUGGUUGUCAUGCCUUAAAGGACAAGUAACAUGUUUGUUACAGAGUACUAGAAAAUUAUAAACUGUAAAGUUUCACUGGGAAUUUAGACAAGCCAGACUGAUAGAAAAUAUUAUUGUCCUGUAAAUAUGCUGGCUGCUUUUUUAUUUUUAUUGGGAAAAAAAAUAGUUUUUUGUAUGAGGGCUGUCAUUUUCAGAGUAUUAGUUUAUCUUACAAACAUCCAGGAGCUCGAUGUCAUGACACAUAGAAAAUGUUCUUGUUUUCACUGCAUUUUAUAUUUGUUCUCAAGAGUUUUUGACCAGUUAUUUUCUACUUUCUCUGAAUGAUUGCUGUUUGAAAUGAAUCAAAAAAUGAAAGUGUGGUAGAUUGUAUUUUGUUCCUUUGUUUGCAAUAAAACACCACUAUUAUUGCAA